UGGUCAGCCUCUGGUGUAGAGUCAGGAUCAAUGCUGCUGGUGCUAACCUUCUGCUCUGUGUGGAUUCAUCCCUCUGAGCUUCCUGGCUAUGGAGCUGGGAGCAAGUCAUUCUCAUGGUCAGGCCCAGGUUGUUCUGGGACAUGCACAUCUCCAGCAGCUUUCCCUUCAUCCCUGCAGACACUGAACCUGCAUCCGGAGCUCCAGCCUCUCCAGAUUUUCCUUUUAAGGUUCUUCAGUGGUGGUACUUGGGAACAAACAGGUCAUAUUGAUCAUGGACAGUGAAGAAAUCCCGACUUUCUCAAGUCCAAAGGAGGAAACAGCGUAUUGGAAAGAGCUUUCCUUGAAGUACAAACAAAGCUUCCAGGAAGCUCGGGAAGAGCUGGCUGAAUUUCAGGAAGGAAGCAGGGAGUUAGAAGCUGAGUUGGAGGCACAGCUAGUGCAGGCUGAGCAGAGGAACAGAGAUUUGCAAGCAGAUAACCAAAGACUGAAGUAUGAAGUGGAAACAUUAAAGGAGAAACUGGAGCACCAGUAUACACAAAGUUACAAGCAAGUGUCCUGUUUGGAGCAUGACCUGAGCCAGACACGAGCUAUUAAAGAUCAGCUGCAUAAGUAUGUGAGGGAGCUGGAGCAAGCCAACGAUGACUUGGAACGUGCCAAGAGGGCAACAAUAGUUUCAUUGGAAGACUUUGAACAAAGGCUGAACCAAGCUAUUGAAAGAAAUGCCUUUCUAGAAAGUGAACUGGAUGACAAGGAGUCGUUGCUGGUUUCUGUACAGAGAUUAAAGGAUGAAGCGAGAGACCUGAGGCAGGAGCUGGCAGUACGGGAAAGGCAGCAGGAAGUCACACGCAAGUCAGCACCCAGUUCCCCGACUCUGGACUGUGAGAAGAUGGAUUCGGCCGUGCAGGCGUCCCUCUCCCUGCCAGCCACGCCUGUUGGAAAAGGAUCAGAGAAUAGUUUUCCUUCCCCAAAAGCUAUACCAAAUGGAUUUGGUACCAGCCCCCUUACUCCUUCAGCUCGAAUAUCUGCACUCAACAUCGUGGGGGACCUGCUACGGAAAGUGGGGGCCUUAGAAUCCAAAUUAGCUGCUUGCAGGAACUUUGCAAAGGACCAGGCAUCCCGGAAAUCCUACGUGUCGGGGAACAUUAACAGCAGUGUGAUGAACAGCAACGGCACAAAGUAUCCUCACCCGGGGCACACUUCCUUCUUUGACAAAGGGGCAGUGAACGGCUUUGAUCAAGGUCCCCCCGGCCUGGGAGCCUCUCGCCCCUCCUCAGCGCCUGGAAUGCUGCCCCUGAGCGUAUGAGCCCGCGGGAGGUCGUGUUCGGACUUGCGGAUGCUGUUCUCAGCCCACCCAGAGAAGAAGCGCUCCAGCUCUCUCCCUGCUGCCGCCCGCUGGAACACGACCCUGCCUCCAUGUCCUGUUAAUGCAGUUCCCGUUCUCCUGCUGUAGCGGACGUGCUGUGGCUCGGCCCCAUGCCCUGCAGUGCUCUGCUCACCAGACCUCGGCCCGGCAGCCUCGGCGCUCGCAUUCUCUCUCCCCUGGGUUUGGCACCACACAAGGGUUGGCCGCUGCCCUCCCUGCCUGCACCAGCAUCCUGCCAGCAGGCACAGCUCCGGGUGCUGGGGUGAGCAAGGGGAGGGUGAGCGUGGGCCCCAGCCCUGCGCUAUGCACAUCACACGGGGCUCCACGGGGCCGGGAGGGAUGGAGACACGGGGGGGACAGCAUUCCCUGCGUCCCAGUGCCCUCAGUCCCAGCAGCAGAUGCCUUAGUGUGAGGAGGGCAGCCGGACCGUUCUCCCUCGGUGCAUGGUGCCCAUGGACCUGCAGCACAUCCGCCCAACCCCACCAUCUCCUGCCCUGGUCACAGCCUUCCCCACACCUCCACCACAGGGACCCCAGGACUGCCUUAGGAAGCCACCGCUCCCUGUGGCCACACACUUCCCUUUCCAUGUGCCCAUCACAGCCCCAUUUGUGUAACAUGCGCCUGGAUUGUUACAGCAUCACCCGUGGGCUCUGGUGCCAGUGUUGGGCGAGUGCUCCAUGUGGGUCCUUCAAGCAGCGUGUUUGUGUGAUCUCUGUCGAUGUGCCUCAGAGGGGGUGGAUUUUAACUGACCCAGUACCCCCAGCCCGGGCUGGAGCUCGGGGCUUAGAACUCAUCGGUCCCGGUCAGAGCCAUCAUCUUGGUUUAGUUACAAGCAUGGAGAAACCCAGAGGGAGAUGGGGACCCCCCACCCCUGUUUAGGGUCUGUGUGCUCCUUCCUGCGUCCCCUGCUGCGACUGACUGUUUACAUUUGUUUUAUUGUACAUAGGUUUGUAAACAUAAUACCUUUGCCUGAGGUCUUCUUUGUACAUAACUUGGGCUUUGUAGCUUUAUUUAUUCAAACUCUAUAUGGCAUGUUUCCAUAGGACAGUGUACCAGCCCCCCGGGGGGACACGGGUCAUGCUGUGGUUUAACACAAACCAGUGAGAGUCAGCUUCCAACAAUAAAGUUCUUUUAAUGUGGA
Messenger RNA from Melopsittacus undulatus (budgerigar), 2504 nucleotides. RefSeq names its product nudE neurodevelopment protein 1 like 1 (gene NDEL1). The transcript is spliced from 9 exons. The record is from RefSeq and is a predicted model, not a curated record. Gene Ontology annotation, cellular component: kinesin complex; kinetochore; centrosome. NCBI's taxonomy places the organism in Eukaryota, Metazoa, Chordata, Aves, Psittaciformes, Psittaculidae. Gene Ontology annotation, biological process: microtubule nucleation; cell migration; regulation of neuron projection development. Gene Ontology annotation, molecular function: microtubule binding. Bases 272 to 1303 code for a protein of 343 amino acids.